This is a messenger RNA of Trachymyrmex septentrionalis, 849 nucleotides long. RefSeq lists its product as uncharacterized. The transcript has 3 exons. The coding region runs from base 1 to 849 and encodes 282 amino acids. The record is from RefSeq and is a predicted model, not a curated record. NCBI's taxonomy places the organism in Eukaryota, Metazoa, Arthropoda, Insecta, Hymenoptera, Formicidae. Gene Ontology annotation, molecular function: zinc ion binding; nucleic acid binding.
AUGAAACUUCAGAAAGAAUUAGAGGAACGAGAAAAAGUCUUAGUGAAAAGAGCGAAGCAACAAGAGCAUCAGAGAAUGCAGUUGGCGAUGGAGAGUCAACAAUUAACAAAAGUGAGAGCGGAAUUUGAGGCGGUUAGAGGAGAAGAAACACGUGGCACAGGAACCAUUGUAAAAGAGGCCAUUAUAAAAGGGACCGUUGGCAAUAUGUCCAAAUUUUUGUUGAAAGAAGAUUGGACAAGAUGGUUCGAAAGAUUAACAAACUACUUCUCAGAAUGCAAGCAGAUGGAAGGACAGGACAUUAAGGCGUAUCUAGCCAAGCUAAAGAAGUUAUCAGCACAUUGUCAGUUUGGGGAACAGUUGGAGAUCCACAUUCGAGACCAGUUCGUAUGGGGGCUGGCCAGUGAGGAAAUCAGGAAGAGGUUCCUGGGAGAAUUACAAUUGACGUAUGCCAAGACGGUGGAGAUUAGCACAAGCAUGGAGAUGCCAAUACGUGAAGCGGCAGACAUGAGGAAUGCGGUGAACAGCAGAGGCAACAAACUCAAUUUUAUGGAUAAGAAAAAGAAAAUAGUAACCUGUUAUUGUUGCGGAAAAAAAGGUCAUGUAUCGAAAGACUGUCGUUUUAAGAGUUAUGCGUGUAACGCGUGCGGGAAAAAGGGUCAUUUAGAGAUUGUUUGUAAAAGUAAAGAAUCAAGUAAAGAGGAGAAAGAUAAUAGUGAAAUGCUCGGUGACAUAGAACUUAAAGUAAGCCUGAAAGUAGAAAAUAGAGUACUAGCGUUCGAAAUUGAUACAGGAUCGUUGAUCUCUGCAAUAUCAAAAGAGAUAAGUUUAAGUCGUUUGGAAAUGAGAUAA